Molecule: messenger RNA, 1338 nt
Organism: Talpa occidentalis (Iberian mole)
Lineage: Eukaryota; Metazoa; Chordata; Mammalia; Eulipotyphla; Talpidae
Gene: HAPLN4
Product: hyaluronan and proteoglycan link protein 4
Exons: 6
Coding region: 1-1338 (445 amino acids)
Biological process (GO): cell adhesion
Molecular function (GO): hyaluronic acid binding
Source: RefSeq, a predicted model, not a curated record
AUGACCAUCAGGAGCUGGAGGCAGACGCCGGGAUUGCGCCGCCCGCCUGGAACUGCCCAGUCCCUCCCCGGCGUGCUAGGAGCGCAGUCUCGGCGCGCGGGGGCCGCUCCGCGGGGCCGCGCGGGCAGGAUGGUGUGUGCUCGGGCGGCCCAGGGUCCCGGCGCGCUGUGGGCUGCAGCCUGGGGCGUCCUGCUGCUCACAGCCCCCGCGGAGGCGCAGCGCGGCCGAAAGAAAGUCGUGCACGUGCUGGAGGGCGAUUCUGGCUCCGUGGUUGUGCAGACAGCUCCUGGGCAGGUGGUCAGCCACAGGGGUGGCACCAUCGUUCUGCCCUGCCGCUACCAUUAUGAGGUAGCUGCCCAUGGCCAUGAUGGCGUCCGCCUCAAGUGGACCAAGGUAGUGGACCCGCUGGCCUUUGCCGACGUCUUUGUGGCACUGGGACCCCAGCACCGGGCAUUUGGCAGCUAUCGCGGGAGAGCAGAACUGCAGGGCGAUGGACCUGGGGAUGCCUCUCUGGUUCUCCGAAAUGUCACACUGCAGGACUACGGGCGCUAUGAAUGUGAGGUCACCAACGAACUGGAAGAUGACACGGGGAUGGUCAAGCUGGACCUGGAAGGUGUCGUCUUCCCUUACCACCCCCGCGGAGGCCGCUAUAAGCUGACCUUCACAGAGGCGCAGCGCGCAUGUGCUGAACAGGAUGGCAUUCUAGCAUCAGCUGAGCAGCUGCAUGCGGCCUGGCGAGAUGGCCUGGACUGGUGCAACGCGGGCUGGCUGCGAGAUGGGUCGGUGCAGUACCCAGUGAGCCAGCCCCGGGAGCCCUGCGGCGGCCUGGGAUUGACUGGAAACACCGGGGUCAGCGGUGGUGCCUCCGGGGGCGUGCGCAAUUAUGGGUACCGUCACAACGCUGAGGAACGCUAUGACGCCUUUUGCUUCACUUCCAACCUCGCAGGGCGCGUGUUCUUCCUGAAGCCACUUCGGCCGGUGCCCUUCGCGGGAGCCGCGCGCGCAUGCGCAGCGCGCGGCGCAGCCGUGGCCAAGGUGGGACAGCUGUUCGCCGCGUGGAAGCUGCAGCUGCUGGACCGCUGCACAGCCGGCUGGCUCGCCGACGGGAGCGCGCGCUACCCCAUCGUGAAUCCGCGCGCGCGCUGUGGCGGCCGCCGGCCAGGAGUGCGCAACCUCGGCUUUCCCGAUGCCACACGCCGCCUCUUCGGCGUCUACUGCUACCGCGCACCCGGCGCGCCGGAUCCCGCUCCUGGAGGCUGGGGCUGGGGCUGGGCCGGAGGCGGAGGCUGGGCGGGAGGCGCGCGCGACCCCGCCGCCUGGACUCCCUUGCGAGUCUAG